Messenger RNA from Microthlaspi erraticum, 903 nucleotides. NCBI's taxonomy places the organism in Eukaryota, Viridiplantae, Streptophyta, Magnoliopsida, Brassicales, Brassicaceae. The record is from the annotation of a GenBank genome assembly.
AUGGAGAAGGAAUUUCACAAGUACCUAAAGCGGGAGGGUCUCUCAUCUCGAUCAGUUCGAGAGGAAGAUCGAAUUUUCAGAGGGGAAGAUUUGAUCAGCUCAUUACCGGAACCGUUACUAUGUCACAUUCUUAGCUUCCUCACGACCGAGGAAGCCGUCUGGGCAAGUGUUUUGUCCUCACGAUGGAGAUAUCUCUGGAAAUGGGUUCCUAGAUUAGAAUUAGACAGCCAUGAUUUCACAAACGACAAAACGUGUGUGGCUUUCAUCGACGAAUUUCUCCAUCUCCAGGGCAAAUCCUACCUGCGUGAAUUCAAGCUAACCAUUGACCAAGACGACGAACUUACAAACCCUGAAAACGACGCUUCUCUCUACGGGCCGUGUCUCUCUAGAGUGGAUAAACGCAAGAUUCAACAUUUCCAAGUUGAGACUCGAAAGGGACGUUGGAGCCGCUCUGACGAAACCGAGACGCCACUAACACUCUCUGUAUGCGAGUCCUUGGUUUGCUUGAAGCUUCAUUUCGUAGAGCUGAAAGAUUCCGAGUCUCUCUCCUUGCCCUGCCUCAAGACCAUGUACUUGGAAGACGUGAUAUUCCCUAGCGACGCGGCUGCAGAGGCGCUGAUCUCGUCCUCUCCGGUUCUUACAGUUCUAAAAAUAUCUCUGAGUAAAAACGAUGCUGUGGUGGUUUUACGCGUCUGCUCACAGUCGCUAAAGAGCUUCACUCUGAAACGAGCAGAUCCUGUUUAUAAUAUUAGACAUGGACAUGCGGUUGUGAUUGAUACACCGAGGCUCGAGUAUCUGAGUCUCAUGGAUCACCAGUUCCGAGACUUCAAGAUAAUCAGCAUGAGUGACUCUGUCAAGGUUGAUAUCGAUGUCGAGUUUGAGAUCAUACGUAGCUACUCGUAG